AUGUACUUCUUGAGAAUAUUAGGUGAAAUCUUCCAAGUCUGGGCGACAACUGCUGAAGAACUUGCAGAGCUUCCAUUUUAUGAGGCUGAUAUUGAGGAGCUGUUUGAAGUUCGCAAUAGAGUAGAUGCACGGAGAACUUACAAAACCCGCCGUCCCAAACAGAAAAAUAAACUGACCCGUGAAAUGGGAGAGAAAGGUUCUGCAGUGGGGGAGAAGAGGAGGAAGCCACCAAACUAUUUUGUUGCAAUACCUAUGACAAACCAGCAGAUUUUGGACAAAAUUGAGGAAAUCCAGGAACUGCUGGUGACUAAAGAACCAAAACUGCUUCCAGCUGUGAUUCCUGUUGGAAGGAUGCACCUGACCAUCGUUGUUGCUCACCUAAAUAAACCAGAAGAAGUAGAGAAAGCUGUGUCAGCACUGCAACAGUGUAAAAGCAAGGUGGAUGCUAUUCUGGAGGGAAAACCUUUAAUUCUGCAAUUCCGGGGAAUAGGGCAAUUUAAAAACCAGGUCCUGUUCGCAAAACUGUCAGAAGACACUGAUGAUAAAGUAAUCUCUACUCUGAAAGCAGUGGCUGAAUCUGUGGAGGUAUUGUUUCGAGAAUUAGGUGUGAAUAUUGAAGACAGCAAUGAGUUCAGGCCCCAUGCAACCUUUCUGAAGCUUUCUAAAUCUCCUGUUCUUCGCCGUAAGGGUUUUAGAAAAAUCUGCCCAGAGCUCUACAAAGAAUAUGAAGAGGCUGUCUUUGGCACAGAAGUGUUUCAACGUAUUGAUCUCUGUUCAAUGCACAAGAAAAAGCAACCCUCUGGUUAUUAUCAUUGUGAGAGCUCAAUAGAUGUAGGACUUGAUAGUACACCACUUCCUUCUUCCGACUUCCCUACAGAGAAUGUGGAUGCGGCCAGAACCCCAGCAUUUCCAGAAGGGUCAGUGCAGCAGGUGGAGCCUGAAAUGCCACUCAAGUCAGAAGACCAUGAAGAGUUAUGCACAGACUCUUCUGCUGUUUUGACAGAGCAACCUGCCUCUGGGCCUGCAGAACCGCCAGAAAAUGCACAAAGCCCUUCGAGUAGCCAGUUGCCUCCUGUCUGUGACACUCCAGUGGAUCAACCCUGUACUACUAGUUUCAUAGAUGUACAAAAAGAGGGAUUUGAUUCAAUUCACAGUGACUUAAUGGAUUUAGAAAUGACUGCCCAAUCUAGCCUGGAGGUCCCUCCGGCUAAGCUACAAAAUAGCGUGCAUCUCCUACCAGCUAGCAUUCAGGAAGAACCUGAAAAACAUUCAGCCCCCUCUGGAUUAUCUGUGACACAAACUGAAAUGCAAGAGCUCAAGUGCAUUGUGCAGUCUGGAAUGGAGCAAUUGGACAGAUCUGUCCAGUACGGGUUUGCACAGUUGAACAGUAACAUCGCUGGACUGAGUCAGAAUAUUGCUGACUUGGUGAAGAUUCUUACUCUGAUUCAUUCUUGUGAUCCUGUGGAUGCAUCCUGUCAAAAUGUCUGA
Messenger RNA from Stegostoma tigrinum, 1488 nucleotides. Its product is annotated as A-kinase anchor protein 7-like. Lineage: Eukaryota; Metazoa; Chordata; Chondrichthyes; Orectolobiformes; Stegostomatidae. The record is from RefSeq and is a predicted model, not a curated record. Gene Ontology annotation, cellular component: cytosol. The transcript is spliced from 7 exons. The coding region runs from base 1 to 1488 and encodes 495 amino acids. Gene Ontology annotation, molecular function: protein kinase A regulatory subunit binding.